UGCAGUGUAGCACCUUCACAAAGUCCAAAGUCUAAGAGAUUACAAACUCCUUCACAAGGCAAAUACUUUUUGUUCCAGUGCACAAGCGAAUUGUUUUCAUUUCUAAAAAAGUGCUUUGUUUGGGUUUUUUUCUCAUUAUACUACAUUCCUUAUUUCUCUGCUGUCCAAUGUUUUCCUCUACCUUCAACCACUCCCCUCGGCUCUCUCCAAGCUCUCCAGUGCGCUUACGGGAUGUACCUUCAGGUCCAAAGGCGCUCAUGAGCACGUAUGUUGAAUGUAAUAUUGUAUUGCAGGAGCUCAGUUCUUGUGUAUGAGAAUGAGAAGUCGAGGUGUCGCAAAAGCAGCGUGCUUCUUGAGCACUUCUGCACUUUUGAUGUACGUCCUGCUUUUUUCGACGAUCUUCUCCAGAAAUCCGUCUCCAAACCUCCUUCCCAGGCUGGAGAGAGAAAAUGAACACACCAUCCUGGACAAGCUCGAGGGGAUUGAGCGUCAGAUUAACCAACUCGCUAAAAAUUUAGAGCUGAACAUUCAGAAAGUCUCACAAUUUGGCGAAAAGCGUCCGACGGUGACUCAGAAGCAGCGAGAGGUCAGAAAGUUGUUCCCAGACUCGGAGCUGUUCAGAACGUGGGGUGACGAUCUGUCUGAGGACGAGCAGAAGCAAGCCGAGAACUUAUUUCAGCUUUAUGGCUACAACGUGUUUCUCAGUGACCGACUUCCUCUGAACAGGACACUACCGGACACUCGAGACCACCGGUGUGCUUCAAAGGUGUAUCCGGAGCAGCUCCCGUCACUCAGCGUUGUUCUGAUCUAUCUGAACGAGGCUCUGUCGAUUUUAAAGCGAGCCAUACACAGCAUCGUCCACAGAACACCUGCUCACCUGCUCAAGGAGAUCAUUCUGGUGGACGAUCGUAGCACGAACGAGGACCUGAAGGAAAAACUUGGUGAGUUUAUUGACCAAAUGAAUCAACAGAGGCCUGGAUUACUCAAAAAAGUGAAGCACAAACAGCGACUGGGUCUGUCGCAAGCUCGUAUUUCGGGAUGGAAAGCAGCUGUCGGUGAUGUGGUGGCCAUUUUGGAUGCUCACAUCGAGGUGCAUAAGCAUUGGGCAGAACCGCUGCUGGCCAGAAUCCAAGAAGACAGGACGGUGGUGCUGUCUCCGGUGUUUGACCGGGUGGAUUUCAACACACUUAAAUUGACUCCAUACGAAACAAGCGCCCAUGCCUUCGACUGGCAGAUGUGGUGCAUGUACGAGUCCUUCAGGCCAGAGUGGUACAAACUCAAUGAUGAGUCCAUGCCUGGGAAGAGUCCUUCCGUCAUGGGGAUUUUUGUAGCCGAUCGAGUCUUCUUGGGAGAAAUUGGAGGGUUAGACAAAGGGAUGGAAAUUUACGGAGGCGAGAACGUCGAGCUCGGAAUACGAGUUUGGCUGUGUGGGGGAAGCGUCGAAAUCAUCCCUUGCUCUAAGAUCGCUCACAUAGAGCGAGCGCAUAAGCCCUACGCUCCAGAUCUAGCCGAGCCCAUGAGAAGAAACGCGAUAAGGGUGGCUGAAAUCUGGAUGGAUGAAUACAAGAGAAACGUUCUUGUCAGCUGGAAUCUUUCACAGAAGAAUCAUGGAAUUGAUAUCGGAGACGUGACGGAACGAAAGAAACUGAGAGACCAACUUAAAUGUAAGCCCUUCAGCUGGUAUCUGAAGAACGUCUAUCCUGAAUUAGACACCUGGGAUGAUCUACUCGGCUACGGCGCAAUACAGACAGAAUUUAUAGAAAAUCACUGCCUUGAUCAAGGUCCUGUUCCUGGCAGCGUCCCUGUCAUUUAUCCGUGCCAUUUUCUUAACCCUCAGUACUGCUACUAUAGGAGUAGUGGGGAACUCUACAUCGGAGGCAUCACCUCUCACAAGUACAAUAAUAACCGCUGUCUGGUGGAUCCUGGUGAGGGAAACACACCUUCGCUGCAUAACUGUAAAAUAUCCAAGGAGAAAGGAUUCCAUAUGUACUGGGACUUUAAACAGGGUCAUGCAAUAAAAAACAAAAACACCAACAGAUGUCUCGAGAUUGCUCAAGGAGAGGAUUCGUGGUACCACCUUGUCAUUCAGGCCUGCAGCGGGCAAAAAUGGAGGAUACAAUACGUCAUCAAAGAAUUUUAACUACCUUAUGACACCUGGGUUUAAAUGACAACCAAAGGAAAUGAGACAUAUGGAAAAUUUGGGCAUCGAUGAACUCUAGAGUAAUGAAGCGAAGAUUGACUUUCAGCACGGGUGGAACAUUCAAACUGGAAAGGCAAACACAAAUGCCAUUAGUACAUCGCUGCUAGGCAACCAGGACAUGUGCCGAUGGAACUAGCUAAAUACUAAAGUUAAUGAUUUAGCUACUGUGUGUGUGUGUGUGUGUGUGUGUGUGUGUGUGUGUGUGUGUGUGUGUGUGUGUGUGUGUGUGUGUUAAGCCUUUUUCCAGAAGGUGUAAACACAUAGUGACUGUGGAAACAGUCAGGAAGUCAGGAAUAUCAACAUUUACCUCAGGUGUGUGGGUACAUUUUGAGGAAAUGACCCUGUACAUCUAAAAUUACACUGUAAUGAACUUAGCAUCAACUGAAGACUGAGCUUUCAAGGGCUCACCCUUAUUGAGGAACGUAAACAAGGCAUCACAAUUGGUGAAAACCUGUCAGAAUCUUGUGAUGCCCAAAACAUAAGUAGAAUUGCUCGUUCCUGUGGGAACUCUGUAUAAACCUGUUGAACGAUUGGCUCUUUUGAAACCGAGAAUAAUACCAACAUCUGGAUACAGUUGUCUGUGGGGGGGGGUUCACCUUUAUGAUUUGUAUAUAUAUUUCAAAAAAAAGUUUUUUAUCUUGGUGAGCUAAAAAUAUAUACGAUGGAUGAUGUGAAUCUGAUCUCACAGCGCCACCCGCUGUUCAUGGAGGACUCAGUUUGAAGACAUCUAAAAACCUUAAUUUUUGUGAUUUUAUUUUUUUUUCCCAGGAGGAAUCAUCCAAAUGUCAGAAACAUUUGCCUGUAAGAAAAUUGAGUAGAAACGUUUACUACAAUCCCACAGAUGACUUUAGUCUCUAGUAUAAUAACGACUAUCUAUCGUUGUUGUUUUGCCAAAGAGAUGCAUCUCAGUUUUUUAUUUAUUUUUUAAUCUAAGAGAAAAAAAGCAUCUAGAAGGGUAAAAGUAACAUUUUAUAAUCAGUUAAACAAUUUCAGAUCAUCAGUGAAGGUUUUUUUAUCUCAUGUAAAACUGUAUUAUAAAAGUUUUUGAUUUUGAUUCCCAAAAGUGUCUUACAGUCCAAAAAUAAAGACACUUUUAUCAAAAUAUCUUCACUAUAGUCAAAUGUGUAUAGGAUUUCCUAUUUUAAUAUAUUGAUAAACCAAAUAUAUGAUUCUUAAACCUACUUUUUUAGACAUUUGAAGCCAUUUUAUUUGAUUGACAUAUAUUGCAUCUGAGAAAUCGGCAUCAAAUGAUCUGAAAAUAUUACGUUUGAAAUCAUAAAAGAUGUCUGAAUCGAUUUAAUAUGUAAUAAUCCCACACUGAAAGAAUGACUCACAAUUGCACACAUUUUUUAUUUUUCUGAGCUUAAAAAGAAUCUUUUGCUGCUACUCCUUUUAUCUUAUGCCUUGGAAGAAAGUUUAAGGCACUUGUGGGGAAAAACAUGCUUUCAAAAAUAAAACAGUUUAUUUUUUUAUUGAUGAACACAAAAAUGGAGAGUAAAUAUACCGAAUAAAAUCUAAUUUAAAUCA
Molecule: messenger RNA, 3727 nt
Organism: Silurus meridionalis
Lineage: Eukaryota; Metazoa; Chordata; Actinopteri; Siluriformes; Siluridae
Product: probable polypeptide N-acetylgalactosaminyltransferase 8
Exons: 11
Coding region: 311-2140 (609 amino acids)
Cellular component (GO): Golgi apparatus
Source: RefSeq, a predicted model, not a curated record